This is a messenger RNA of Chlorocebus sabaeus (green monkey), 3317 nucleotides long. RefSeq names its product stannin (gene SNN). Gene Ontology annotation, cellular component: mitochondrial outer membrane. The record is from RefSeq and is a predicted model, not a curated record. NCBI's taxonomy places the organism in Eukaryota, Metazoa, Chordata, Mammalia, Primates, Cercopithecidae.
GGAGGUGCCGGGCCCCGCCCGCCGCAGCGCGGGGCUCCUGCGUCCGGAGUGCGCGGCUGCCGGACCGGGCGGGCGGGCGGAGCCGGGCCCGCGGGGCUGCUGCGGGGCGAUCGGGCCGGGCCGCGGCCGCGCCAUGGACUCCCGUGUCCAGCCUGAGUUCCAGCCUCACUGAGUGGCCACCCCCAAAGUGCUUCCAUCCGAGGAAGCCCCCAGCACUGACCAUGUCUAUUAUGGACCACAGCCCCACCACGGGCGUGGUCACAGUCAUCGUCAUCCUCAUUGCCAUUGCGGCCCUGGGGGCCUUGAUCCUGGGCUGCUGGUGCUACCUGCGGCUGCAGCGCAUCAGCCAGUCAGAGGACGAGGAGAGCAUCGUGGGGGAUGGGGAGACCAAGGAACCCUUCCUGCUGGUGCAGUAUUCAGCCAAGGGACCGUGCGUGGAGAGAAAGGCCAAGCUGAUGACUCCCAACGGCCCGGAAGUCCACGGCUGAGCCAGGAUGCGAGGCUCCUGGUCCUGUUUGCAGCCGGCCGAGAGGCGCUGGGAGGGGCAAAACCACAUGGACGCGCUGCUGUCUGAAAGGAAAGGCUGACACUUGCUGGCAUGGCCUCUGCGGGCUUCGUCAUCGCAUGCACUGAUGCCUGGGGACCUGGCUGUCCUGGGCUUCGCCUCGGCCUCCAGGUGAGGCUGCCCAUUGCAGGCACUGGGCAGGCCUGACCUUGCUGGGUCUCAUGGCCCUGUAGCGCUUUUGUUACUUGAAUGUCUAGCUGAGCCUGUUUUUGAUGGAGCUACUACUGUAAUGCGUGAACUAACAAACCUGUGAACUGUAAAUAGGCCCCUGGAAGCACGUGCUUAAGCCCUUUUGCUGAUUUUUAAAAAUAUCAUCUAGCGCACACGGGACUGGUUUGAUUCUGGCUGUACUAAUGACAAGCUGAGUCAAGACCCGGGAGGGUCAUAGGCUUGUAAAGGCCCACGCUGCACUCGGCAAGGGUCUCUCAUGUGUGUCUGUCUGUGUGUAUAUCAAGGAAAUGAGAUGCCAGUUUGGGGUCUCGUGGCUGACCAGUUGGGGUGCUUGGGUGAUCUCUGCUUGGUUAGUCAUGGGUGGAAGAAGAACCACAACCCCCCACACCCCUCUGUUCUUUCUCCAGAUAGACUCACUUGUUAAAUAGCAGUUUUGUUGAGUGGAGUUACUGCAGGGAAGCUACUGGACCUGCCUGGGAGCCAGUGAAGGGCGAGUCAGGGCACGUGUCCCAGAGGCUGCCAGCGUCCUUGUCCUUGUAGCAGAGCAGUUUCUUGCCGCUUUGGUCUUCAGCAUGCCGAGUCCGCCACCCCGAGUGCAGGCUUCGCUGAAAUUGCUCUGGUCCUCGUAGAACCUGUGGUGGCUACUUUUGGUCUGAAACCCAGCUGGCCCAGCCAAGAGAAAAGGUUGUAUGUUUUGUAUUGGUAUUUCCUAUUUUCUGCACUGGAGGGGAGGGGACUGUUGAGGUUCUUUUUUCUUUUUUUCCUCUUACCUUUUUACACCACUUGGCUUCCUUUCCUCUCUGAUGACUGCCUGCCUGUGGGGUCCUGGCUUCACUUUCCUCAGCGGGUCUCCAGUCCCCCUGACCCAGCUCUGAAGGCACUUAGGACCCAGGGAACAUUUCUUGCGUGCACAUUCCCACAAGAGCCACCAGAUUGCUUCCUGCCAGCCUGUGCUUGCGGCAGGGAGCCGGGGCAGGACAGAGGUGAACUUUAAGUUCAGGACUUGUCUGCCCCACAGGUGGCUCUCGGGUGAGCUAGCAUCUCCACAGCCUGUCUUCAAGGCCUCCCUUGUGUACACUUCAGUGAGUGAGCUCACUUCGAUUUUUAAUCCCACCACCAUAAGCACAUACUAAUUUUAUUUAUGAUUCAAACAUGACUCGUGCCGGCCAACCCUGUAAUAGAUGGAAGGUCAGCCCAGGCUUAACCACAGAGCACUGGCCCUUAAUGCCUGAGCUCAGAGCUCUGGCCUCCUGCUCAGACUGAAGGCACCUCCUCUGGCCUCACCUAAGCCUCUUCUAAAAUACGUGUUGAAUGAAUCCAUGUUCUGGAACCCCGAGGGCGGGAGAAGUAGGGAGGACUUUGUUUAAGCAGCAUACACCUAAAUUGGGGGUUUAAACAUUUAAGUAGGAGCUUGGGGUGGGAAGAGGGACGGCUGGCUGGGCCAUCUGAGCAGAAGGUAGUAAUGAAACACCUCAGCUGGGCUCUUGAGAGCCCUUAGGAAGCAGGAGAGGCAACACCUCUGGCUACUCGGGUGUGGCCAAGUUCAGAGGAGGUGGUGGUGGGGCAGGCGUGAUGUCAGCAGAAGUCCUGCAGGCUGGGUGGGCAGGACGUGUGGUGGGGGCCACUGAAACUAGGUCUAGGAGGGAGAACAGAAGUUCCAAAGGUGCCGACUGGAAGAUGGGGGAAAAGGUUUGCUUUGGUGAGUGAGAAAAGGCUGGGUGUGUGAUCCAUCCCCUCACGUUUCAGAACUUCCAGGCUUUCUACCUCGACUCUCACCGCAGCCAGCACAUACACCUAGGCUGUUUUUCUUUCCUCCACACCCAAGGGACACAGGAGCAGCUAGGAUCUGCAUUUUCAGGUUCCGAGCCUGACCCCUGUAACUGACCAGUGCUCGAUUGUCAGACUUGGCCUAUGGUUUUGACCUUGCCAGUGAAGUUUCAGUUUUGAAGUGAUUAAAUGUCACUUUCUCAUCAGUUUCACUUCUGGAGGUUUUCUGAUCCCACUCCCUGGUGGCAGGGAUGUACCUGGGAGUUUGAAUCAGGCCCAUCUGAGCGUGGUAGCCGUGUUGGGUGAAGGUCAGGGGCUCAGUGAGGCACUGGGGGGGUUUUCAGGGGAAAAGGAAAAUGGCUGUACAACCAGUGAACCACAUCACAGCCCUCACUGUUCUUAUUUUUCAAUAGCUUUUUUUUUAGCAUAGACACCAGAGCCACAUUCAAAUGGCUUAGUAGGUUAUGACCUCUCUUUGAAUUGUUUCUGAAUGCCCAACUGUUGCAUUCAAGUUUUCUGACUAAUCAAGAAAUUAAGCGUUCAUCCUUCGUAUCACUGCAGAAGCAACAGUGGGGGGACAGGGAGGGAACUCUUGACACUGAGCCACUAAAAUAUGGACUAAUUUUUUGGACAAAUCUUCAAACGGACUGUGCUACUGUUUUUGUUUCAAAGCUACCAAGUUUGUGCAAUAAGUGGAAGGGAUGUCAUCUCUCUUCAAUAAAUGCUAAAUGACAUUCAAGUUGAUUUUCUAGACCACUGAGAAAAUCUUUAUUUACAAUAAAUUUCAAUAAAAUUUGCAUAAAUAUAUUCCCAA